AUGCCGCUCUUUGUAAUAGGACGACCAAAUACAGCUACCCACGACUCCUUCAAACUUCCUACUCUGGCACAUCUAGCCGCCUGUCAACGACGCGGUGUACCCAUCUGGGACGCACUACUGAACAAGUCCUCAAGAAAAUAUCCUUUUCUCCUCUUCGCUCUCACAGAUACUGUUGCUACGGCCCACAUGAGUAAAUCUGUGGGUCACCAUGGGUGUAGUGGCUGUCAGCUUCUGUGUGAAAUGCCUGGACACCAUAAACCUGGGGUUGGAACCUAUUAUCCUGCCCUGUUGCGACUGAACAGCACUCGUCUUCCCCCUUCAUCAGCUCAUCCAGACAUUGACGUUGACUUGGUCACCACUCCCACUGUCGAGAGCUAUUGUUCACGUCUAUCGCUUGUUAUGAAUUCAAUGACCUUGGGGCAGUACAAGAAACAACGAAAGAAAACAGGAAUACGGGGACCAUCUCUGUUUAGAACCAUUGAAUACAACGGCGCUGAUGACCUGGCACUCGCUGACUUCACAAUUUUAAGCGACCCUGAUGAUUUUGCUGCCUUCGGAACUGCUGUCGCCCAUGCAAGACCCUUCAUUCCAACCAAUGUCGAAACACGGGCACCUCGGAACCCUGCUGAGAAGAUAAACAGUGGAUACAAAGCCUCGGAGUACUAUACACUCAUUUUCAGCCUCUGUCCUGGCUUGUUCUAUGGGAGACUUCCUGAUUACCUCUACAAGCACUUCUGCCAGCUGGUUUUGGCUAUUCGACUUGUGCAUCGGCGACACAAGUCACACCAAGAAUUGCUUGAAGCCCAGCAAAACCUCAAAGAGUUCGUUGUGUUGUUCGAACAUUACUAUUACCAACGCAAAAUUAACUGCCUUCACUUCGUUCGCCCAUGUAUUCAUGCCUUGCUCCACAUCUUUGAUGAACUGUUGCGUGUUGGUUCGCUUGCUGAGGUAUCCCAAUGGACAAUGGAACGAACUAUCGGGAACUAUGAGCGACGCAUCCGACUUCCAGCUGACCCCUAUGGAAAUCUAAACCAGGAAAUUAUUGAACAAGCAACGACAAAUGCUCUCGUUGCCAUGGAUCCAUCCUUUUGUGCUCCGAAAACACAAAAUCAGUGGCUAUCUAUUGAUAUUGGUUCACGUUAUGUAUCUCUCCAUCCACGCGGAACCCAUCUCAUGGAACCAUCUGUCACUGUUGCAUUCAGAGCAUUCUGUGAAGCAAACAGUUGGACAUUUGAGCGUCAAACGGACAUCAACUCACCACAGGUGACAUGGUUUGCACGUUUGCGCCUUCCAAAUGGGCAAGAGGCUCGGUCUCUCUGGAAGGAAGGAAAUUGGGAAAUUGAGUUGGUGCGACGAGCCCGGAAUGUCAAGAUAUCCCUCUCAAUGGAAUUACGGUACGCCGAAGUUCUAUACUACUUUACAGUUAUGCAAGGAAAUACCCGAUUUACGCUUGCGGCCGUAACAUUGUACUCAUGCCCACACCCGGAUAUUCUCGAGAAGUCUCUCAAGAUGUUGAAGGUGUGCACAAAAGAAGAGGAUGUACAAAUUAUUGAUGCUAAAUGGAUUGUGGAAGUUGUUGGAAUGAUUCCAUUCCGGCGGGCAGAAAUUUCGUGGGAUGACAAGGAGGAGGUAAAUGAAUAUUUCAUACUUGAAAAAUUCUAUUCAAAUGUAGUUAUUCAUAGUGUAGAGGAUGAGGAGAGCGAGGAAGAAUACUGA
This is a messenger RNA of Marasmius oreades (fairy-ring Marasmius), 1716 nucleotides long. RefSeq lists its product as uncharacterized. The transcript has 3 exons. The coding region runs from base 1 to 1716 and encodes 571 amino acids. Lineage: Eukaryota; Fungi; Basidiomycota; Agaricomycetes; Agaricales; Marasmiaceae. The record is from RefSeq and is a predicted model, not a curated record.